Macrosteles quadrilineatus (aster leafhopper) is the source of this 4613-nucleotide messenger RNA. Its product is annotated as transcriptional regulator ovo-like. Gene Ontology annotation, molecular function: RNA polymerase II cis-regulatory region sequence-specific DNA binding; DNA-binding transcription factor activity, RNA polymerase II-specific. Lineage: Eukaryota; Metazoa; Arthropoda; Insecta; Hemiptera; Cicadellidae. Gene Ontology annotation, cellular component: nucleus. The transcript has 8 exons. The record is from RefSeq and is a predicted model, not a curated record. Bases 198 to 2738 code for a protein of 846 amino acids. Gene Ontology annotation, biological process: epidermal cell differentiation; regulation of transcription by RNA polymerase II.
CGAACAACGGUUACCUGGUCGCGCCGCAGUCCAGUGCUGGCUUCCUCAGUGUUCGUGUCUCGGAUGUAUUGAUGGAUAUCUCGUACCAGUGGUUCAAGUUGAAGAUUGUGCUGUGCCCGGAGACGAUGGACACGUUUAACUCCAACGCCUAAACUGUUCACGGUAGUGUUGUGCGAUAGUGUAGUGAACUUUACACCAUGCCGAAGAUAUUCUUGAUCAAGGACCGGCUGCUGCAGCAGCAACUCAAGUUGUUGGAUCAGCAGAAGAACCACAACGAAGGAUUGACUCCUCCGGGAUCCCCGCUGUGCGAUUCGCAACCACUGUCGUUGAUUGUCAACAAACGUCCCUCAGAUAAGGCACCUCUGAAGAAAGAAGAAGAAAGGAUCCGUCCAGAGUCCAAAUCGCCAGUAUCUAGAUCAUCAUCACCCAAAGAUGGCAGCAAAGAGUCUGCAGACUGUAGCGAAACUCGCACGAACAUCCCUCCUCGCAGGUUCAUCUCUUCCAUCCUUGGAGGAGACAUCCCCUACGGCAGCAGUCAUCAUCGACACCACAUCCUUACCUCCGCAGAAAGGAAAGAGUACUUGCCGAUUGAGAAACCCCCUGAACCUUCCACGUCUCCCCCUCCACAGCAGCCCAGAUGUCACCCUGUCUCUGUCAUCCAGAGGACUCCCAUCAUACCUCUCAUCAAGCCCAAAGAGGAGACGGAAAUGAUUGUAGAAGAGCCCGAGCAAGAAGCACCUAUUGAUUAUCACGUUCCAAAGAAAGAAGUAGAGCAUAAAAUUCUAGAUGAAACCAAAAGAAGACAAAUCGCUUUAGCUAUCAAGCGAAGUCAACUUCUUCUCGCUGCAGGAAGAAAGUUAAGUCCAAGCGGGAUGAUCCUAAUGGCUGCUGCUGGCCACACGAGAAAUGGUGGUGGCGGAGGAGGUUCUAGAAAUCAAGGGGGUGCUUCUGGUGGUGGGUCACAAGGAGGUUCUUCGAGUCAUUCCUUCGGAUCAUCAGGAGGAGGCGGGUUGAGCUCCAGCAGUGCUGGUGGAGCAGUUGGAGGUGGGUCAGGUGGGGGUGGAGGAUUAAACCCUGGAGGGAACGGAAAAUCCAACUACGGACCUAGCAGUCCUCCAACUGGUUCCUUACCUCCUUUCUACGAGAGUUUAAAAGGAGGAGGGCUUCCUGGCUACCCUCACCAGUACAGCAGCCAAUACCAGUCCAUGCUUACGUCGACGCCACUCCCGAUGGAUGUGGACACUGGACAAGACACCUCAGGAAUGAGUUUCCCUACCGGAGCAGAGCUACUUCCAAAGCAGUAUUCGUUGCUACAGAACGUCUGUGCGCAGUACGGGUUGUCGGUCAAAGAUGAUGAGGAGUUGGCCAACAUGAUGAAGGACUCGGGGGCAUUCCUACCUUACGAUGAUGUGAUGGUGGACGCCAUGACAGGGGCCGUGGUCGACCCUCUGCAGUUCACCGCAACCCUCACCUUCUCCAGCCCUGACCACUCGGCUCUGCUAGAGUCUCUGUCUGACGCAGCUGAGCUCUUCCUGAGAGAGCAACCCACGGAGACUAUCCCACCUCCAGUGGAACCAUCGGUUGAUCCGUUUCCCGGACAUCGAGCCAGCUUUCCCGAGGUGCCGUCCAGCAGUAGGAGCAGUUUCCCCACCAGCUCCGGGGCUGCUGCAGCGGGGGGAGUGGUGGGGGUGCGAGGGCUUCCUCCUGGCUACCACGAGCUGGUGAAGGAGAGAGAUCUGACGCUCCAACAACUAACAGACGACAGCAGUCAACAGCUGCAGAUACAAGUCCAGCUUCAGCAGGGCCAACAGAGCGAGGGCGGUGGUCAGGCAGGGUUGUUGUCUCCUGGACUCAGCUCCUUGGAGCUUGACUCCAGCACCUCUAUGUCUCUCCCUUCCCCCACGAGCUGCUCCCUGGAUGGCACGGGCUCGCUCUCCCCGCCUCCCUCAGGGGACAUCGCCUCUAUACCCUCGCUACAGGUGCGCGUUGGCGUCAUCAAGCGACGGCUUGGUCUGCCAGGAGACAUUGCAUUGGAGUUUGUCAACGGAGGUCAUGGCAUCAAGAACCCACUGGCCAAUCAGGAGAUGUCCCACAGUACGUCCAGACCCGAGGGGGAGAAGUCUGAGGACACGAAACCCCUGAGAGACGGGUCCCGCUUCGCCUGCCAUCUGUGCUCCAAAACCUUCAGUCUACAAAGACUACUAAACCGUCACAUGAAAUGUCACAGCGAUGUCAAACGCUACCUCUGCACCUUCUGUGGCAAGGGGUUUAACGACACCUUCGACUUGAAGCGACACACUCGUACCCACACAGGAGUGCGGCCUUACAAAUGCAAUCUGUGUGAAAAGUCCUUUACUCAGAGAUGCUCGCUGGAGUCUCACUGUCUCAAAGUACACGGAGUCCAACACCAAUACGCCUACAAGGAGCGGAGAACAAAGAUGUACGUGUGCGAAGAGUGUGGUCACUCCACCAACGAGCCCGAUGUUCACUACAUUCAUCUGAAGCAGAAUCACCCAUACAGUCCAGCGCUGCUAAAGUUCUACGACAAACGACACUUCCAGCAAAAGAUGUACGUUUGCGAGGAGUGUGGACACACGACCAAUGAGCCGGAGGUACACUAUCUCCAUCUCAAGGACAACCAUCCGUACAGCCCAGCGCUCCUCAAGUUCUACGACAAGAGGCAUUUCAAAUUCACUAAUUCUAAUUUUGCAAAUAUGUUAUUACAAGUAAGAACAUAGACAAAACUGUAGCCAGUUUUGCAAGCUCUAUCCAAAUGUACAAAUAAUCAGGACUGUUUCUACACUGAACUCAUGUGCAAUGUUAUUUUAUAUUGGGUUGAAAGUAAAGGGUGGUACUGCUAAGAGGUCUACACUUGCUUUAUUGCAUCGUAGGGUUUCCAAUUAAUUAAAAAUUGUAUAGUUUUCAUUUGUAAUUCGCAAAUUAGAAAAUUCAUUUAGAUUUUUAAAGUAUUUAUUUCGUUGGGUGCAGUAGAAAGGUAUGAAACCCUACUUUGCAAUAUUGUAAUGCAACUGACUGUAAAAUAUGUACUUUUUCUGACACAUCACUUUGGGAGCACUUUUCAAUAGCGUAAUUUAGUAUUCAAAGUUUAAAAGUCCGAUAAUUAAAUGUACAUAAAACUGAUUAUAAGUAUAUUUAACAAACGCAUAGUAACUAUAGUUUGAUUAAGCUUAAAUCUUCAAAUACACUAAUAGGAAACAUAAGUGUUGGUUUGGGGAAUGUUUCAGAAAAACUCAUAUAUUUCAUGUCAGUUAGAAUGUCUUUUCCCUUCAUACUCAGUGAGUUGGAAGGAAAAUAUAUCCUCAGAUAGAUUAUUGAUUUGUAAAUACUUGUUGUAGGACAUAACGUCUGUUGUUAUUAGUGUUACACGCUGUUGCUGUUAGAACUUUACUUCUGUGCUCUUCGUUUGUGAUAAACUGUUGUUUAGUGUUAAACCUUCGUCGAUCCUGCCUUGUCUCCGUCUACCAUUUCCCUCGUAGAUUUCUGUAGUCGAAUAGUAAAUGCCAAUUCACCAGUAAUCAAGAUACAUAUCAACACUUGUCAAUCCCAAGGUACAUGAAGUAGAAGAAUAAUGCCAAAAAUAUUAAAUUGUACCUAUUUUAAUUAGUUAUGAUACUUUUUAAAUCGUAUGAGUUAUUUUAUAUAGGACUUUACGUUAUCGUUGCAUGUACAAAAUCAAAUACAAUGAGACUUAAAUUACCCUAACAAUUGUUAAAAGAAAAUGCAGGUUUUCCUGUAAAUGUAAUGUUUUCCAAGAUAUAAGACAAGAAUUAAAUAUUAUAGACUUUUAAAAUAUUUUUGUAACUUUAUUACUGGUAGUCAGUUUAACUGCUAGGACUUUUCCUACAAAGCAAUGUAUAGUUUUACUGUCAAUAUGUGUAGCUGUGAUCUUGUGUGAUGGUAUUAUACAUUAGUUGAAAUCCAUAGAGAAAAUCUGGCUUCAACAUUACGAGUUCGAUUGUUCGGGUUUAGUGAUGAAAACAAGGGGUAUGUAAAUAUUUGUAGUUCCCUUCAGGAAUCAGAAUCGACUAAACAUGUAUAAUAUCUAAUCUUAUUUAAUCUUAAUUCCUCAGUCUCCAAAGUGUAUUAAUUAUAGGAUAAUAUUUUGUAGAUUUUUAUAUUUACAAGUAAUCGUUCAAGGGGUGGUCACAUACUGUAUAUUGUGUGUCAGAAAAGGCGCACUAGUUUGUUUGUGCUUUGCGUUAUUUAUUUAUGACAAUUAAUACUCUUCUGUUAAGGAUCUGAGAGAAGAAUCAUUCAGUAAAAUUUUAAAUAUGUAAACUUUAAAACUUGGUGCAUUCACAAAGAUAAGGAAUAGAAAUGUUUACCUAACAAUUGGCUUAUGAUAGAUUGUAAAAGAGGUUAUGUUUUUGGUGUUAAUGUUCAAGGCAGUAAAGAUUAGUGAAGGUUUAGCUACAUUCGUAGAGGUGGAGCUGCUUCCAUACAGUAUUGCAACGCUUUCGUUAUAUGUUAUGAUAAUUUAUAGUGUGUAAAGAAGAGUGACUGACUGAUUGACUGUACGAGUAAAAAUGUAUUUUAUGAUUAUUGUUUUAUUAAUAUUAUUUUAUGAUUUUAGUAAAAUAAAGAGGUAAUAA